This is a messenger RNA of Syzygium oleosum, 1851 nucleotides long. RefSeq names its product light-mediated development protein DET1. Gene Ontology annotation, biological process: positive regulation of proteasomal ubiquitin-dependent protein catabolic process; protein ubiquitination. Gene Ontology annotation, cellular component: nucleus; cullin-RING ubiquitin ligase complex. The transcript has 11 exons. Gene Ontology annotation, molecular function: ubiquitin protein ligase binding; ubiquitin-like ligase-substrate adaptor activity. The record is from RefSeq and is a predicted model, not a curated record. The coding region runs from base 63 to 1667 and encodes 534 amino acids. NCBI's taxonomy places the organism in Eukaryota, Viridiplantae, Streptophyta, Magnoliopsida, Myrtales, Myrtaceae.
GGCGGAGGAGUUCUUGGGUCUCGCGACGGCGCAUUGCUCGGUACUCGGCUGGUUCGGUUGGGAUGUUUAGGAGCAGCAACGUAGCUGCGAGGAUUUUCGAGCGGCAGAUUCGGACUCCUGCUCCCGGCACUAGUGUUCACUGUGCUAGACUAUUUUAUGAGAAUUUGGUCCCAAGCCACACUAUAUAUGACAUUGAAUGUCCAGAUCAUUCAUUUCGAAAAUUCACUGAAGAUGGUCAUUAUCUCAUAAGUUUCAGCCGGAAUAAUCAAGAUUUGAUAGUAUAUAGACCAAGAUGGCCAUCAUUCUGUUGCAAAGAAGAGAACUGCAUGCAUGAUCUCCCCCAGAAAGCAAAAAGAUUCGACAGUUUUUUCACUGAACUGUACUCUGUCUCACUUGCUUCUAACAAUGAACUCAUAUGCAAAGACUUCUUUCUUUACUUGGGGAGCAAUCACUUCGGGGUCUUUGUUACUUCUACUGCUCCACUUCAUGAUGCACCUUCAUCCGGGGAAGCUGUCCCUGGGAUCCCCUCAAUAGACAAUAUAACUUUUCACCUCUUAAGACUUGAAGAUGGAGAUGUACUGGAUAAGAAGGUUUUUCACAAUGAUUUUAUUAACUUGAGCCACAACAUGGGAGUCUUCUUGUAUGAUGAUCUACUGGCUAUUGUUUCUCUUCGCUUUCAAACAAUCCACAUACUACAAAUUCGAGACUCUGGGAACCUAGUUGAUGUACGAGCUAUUGGAAAAUUCUGUCGUGAAGAUGAUGAACUUUUCCUCAAUUCCAAUGCCCAGUAUAUGCCAGUUUCUGACCAAAGUCAACUGCAUCACUCAGAGAAUCAUGUGGAGACCCAUGCGCAUCAAAACCAGCUAUAUCAAAACAGUUCUUUUUUAAGUGGCAUCAAGCAACGCUUGCUGUCAUUUAUUUUCCGAGCAGUAUGGAAUCAAGAAUCUGAUGAUAUCCUGAGAGUUCAAUCCUUGAAGAAGAAAUUUUAUUUCCAUUUCCAAGAUUAUGUUGACUUGAUAAUCUGGAAGGUACAGUUUUUGGACAGGCACCAUUUGCUAAUAAAGUUUGGGAGCGUGGAUGGAGGGCUUUUGGUGUCAAGGAACGCUGAUCAGCACCACGCUUUCUUUGCUGUUUAUAACAUGGAGACAACUGAAAUUGUUGCCUUUUAUCAGAAUUCAGCUGAGGAGCUUUAUCUCUUCUUUGAGAUGUUUUGUGAUCAUUUUCACCCUCAGUCAAGAAAUUCACUUCACAUGAAUUUCAUUUCUUCUCAUUCGAACAACAUCUACGCUUUUGAGCAAUUAAGAGGCAUAAAAAAGAAAGCAACCUUUACACAGUUUGUGAAGAAGAUGCUGGGUUCUCUACCCUUCAGCUGUCAGUCACAAAGUCCUUCUCCCUAUUUUGACCAAUCACUCUUCCGGUAUGACGAAAAGUUGAUCUCUGCAAUUGAUCGGCACAGGCAGUCAACUGACCAUCCUAUCAAGUUCAUUACAAGAAGGCAACCGUGCACACUCAAGUUCAAGAUUAAAACAGGUCCGGAGGCUGGGAGCGCGGAUGGUCGGACAAAAAAGAUAUCCUCUUUUCUCUUCCAUCCAUUUUUGCCCCUCGCUCUAUCCAUACAACAGACGUUGUUCUCACAGCCAUCCAUUAACAUUCACUUCCGUAAAUGAGGUUUCGCGUUAUCACUUGCGGCAUUUUCCGCCAGUAAUAGUCUUGUAAAUGUAUUUCAAAAAUAUUCAAGUUUUACAUGGGGUUCUUGUACAUUUUGGUGCAAUUGGCCCCUGGUAAAAUCAUAAUUAGCGUCGAUCUUUUGUAGUCGUACGUCUCCAAUAAAUUACAGUUAUAUUUCCAAAA